Molecule: messenger RNA, 1374 nt
Organism: Verruconis gallopava
Lineage: Eukaryota; Fungi; Ascomycota; Dothideomycetes; Venturiales; Sympoventuriaceae
Exons: 1
Coding region: 55-1311 (418 amino acids)
Source: RefSeq, a predicted model, not a curated record
GGGAACCCACAGCGCUCAACAAUUUUUCUUCUUCAUGGCUGACGACAUUCGCUCAUGGCGUCCUUCGUCCACCAAGCGCUGGAUCUGGACAGAACCCAGAUUCGGCUAGUCCGACUUUUGCCAUCUCGAGACUACUCCGUCUCAUGCGAAGUGCAUGUCUUUGACUUCAAUGACUGUCCUCCUUAUGAGGCAUUGUCCUACGUGUGGGGCUCCGACCUUGAAACUGCGACCAUCGAACUCAAUGGCCGACCGUACGAAGUUCGCGAAAACCUGUGGUGGUUUCUGGAGCACGCAAGGAUGAACAACUGCUCUGUGGAUGAGCACGACGUUCACCUCCGUCGAUUUGGCUGGCUCUGGAUAGACCAGCUGUGUAUCGAUCAGAACUUUCCAGCCGAGAAGAACCAGCAAGUGCAGAUGAUGUCUCGCAUCUUUGAGAAUGCGAAGCGCGCCAUUGUGUGGCUCGGACCUGAGGAGCACGAUAGCGACCGCGCACUGUCCGUCAUUAUGUUGGCCGCAAGCUUGUUCAGUGGCGACCCGUACGAGCUUAGCUCUAUGGAAAAGAGACAAGUAUGCGAGUUUUUUCAUAGCGACGGCAUCUGCAACGUUCGAGCCCGACAAAGUGUUAUAGCCAUGUUUGAGCGACCUUAUUGGACUCGUAUAUGGACUGUGCAGGAAUUUCUGCGAGCCGGCGAACUGCUCAUCAUGUGUGGAAACCACGCAAUAUUCUGGGUCGAGCUCGCGAUUUUCUACCGUCUAUACCGGUUCUUCAUCGACUGCAUGAUCUCUAAGGAUCCGAAAUACGCUCUCACAAAGUCCAUCUUUGGUCCCGCAGAUCGUUAUAUAGAGCACAAAUUUAACGCUGUGUGGCCGGCAUCUGCUGUUUGCAAGAAUACAGACUUUCCACACUCUUGCUGGCAAGGAUACCUCUACCCACCUCAGUGGCCUUUGGAUUCUGUUCUCUUUAGCUUCAGCCAUCUUAACUGCGGCGACAUCCGAGACAAGAUAUUUGGCUUGCUUGGCAUAGUGAAGGAACAGGACAGAAUAAUCGUCGAUUAUGACCAAGCGCCGCGCACAGUGUUCAGUAUGGCCAUGUCAGUGAUGCGUGGGCGUGGCCAAGCUUACCCAGAUAGGAGCGCAUUCUACAGGCUAGGAACGAUUAUGGGAGCCACGUUGAAGGAACUGAGUGAUUGCGAGUUUUUCACGAGCAAGGAGCUGGUUAAUGCGGGUCGGAAGCGUAAGCUUUCUAAUGAUAUUGCGACGUUUGCUAAGCGAUUGAUGGGCAAUGGCGUUCCUACUUUGGCAGUGCCAUGAUUUUAAGAUACCCUUUAGGCAGGUUAUACACGCAUACGAUGCUCUUCAGUUGCGACGAAAUAA